Archocentrus centrarchus (flier cichlid) is the source of this 3672-nucleotide messenger RNA. It is a transcript of the gene pex5, whose product is annotated as peroxisomal biogenesis factor 5. The record is from RefSeq and is a predicted model, not a curated record. NCBI's taxonomy places the organism in Eukaryota, Metazoa, Chordata, Actinopteri, Cichliformes, Cichlidae. Bases 253 to 2295 code for a protein of 680 amino acids. Gene Ontology annotation, molecular function: protein binding. Gene Ontology annotation, cellular component: cytosol; peroxisomal membrane. The transcript has 17 exons. Gene Ontology annotation, biological process: protein import into peroxisome matrix, docking.
UGAAGAAUACGUAACCGGCGUAACGUUCACGAUCCAGCCGAUCGGUGAAGGGUUUUGUGGGUCAUGGGGGAGGAAGGUAAAUAAAAGCUAGUAGCACUCAGCGGCUGGCUUCGGACGGUUACUGGAAAAUUUGGUGAAAGCAGGACAGGAGAAGACAGACCGCAGAGGGAGGGACUGUCGUCCGGCUACAGCAGCAGCAGCUGUCGGUGUUUGCAGGUGGUCUGAUUGGGUUUGCCUCAUCCUUGUGUUGCCAUGGCGAUGCGGGAGUUGGUGGAGGCAGAAUGUGGGGGAGCCAAUCCGCUCAUGAAGCUGACCAGUCACAUGACCAAGGAAGGGGGGCCAUGGCGGAGCACCGCAGCACCUCCAAUUCACCCUACUCCCAUUGAAAUUGCAACUGAUGAAGAUCUCGUAAAUGAGUUCCUUCAGGAACCCCCACGCCCUCCGCAGACAUUUGAUAUGGGUCAGCUGUUGGAGGAAAUGCAGCAGAUUGACCAGCAGAGCUACAGACAAGCUCCACAGAGGGCUCCAGAUGUGGCAGCCCUGGCCCUCUCUGGUGAUUGGGUGGACGAGUUCCUCUCAGGCUCUGACUCUGCCUCUGCCCCGGGGCUCAUCGCUCUCAGUGAUGCAGCAGAUGCUGAUUGGACAAAAGAAUUUAUUGCCGAGGCAGCAGAUCCUGGACGCUGGGCAGAGGAGUAUCUGGAGCAGUCUGAAGAGAAGUUGUGGCUGGGGGAUCUUGGAGACAAGGCAAAUGAAUGGACUAAAGAGUACCAAGCAGAAGAUGAGCUGAGGCAGACAGCCAAUGAGCUUGUCGCAAAGGUUGAUGACCCCAAGUUGCAAAACACAGAGUUCCUGCGAUUCAUUAGGCAAAUUGGCGAGGGCACUGUGACAGUGGAGAGCAAGACAGACAAACAGCUCACAGAUAAAGCUCAGGCCGAGAAUGCACAGAACUGGGCCUCCAACCUCAACCAGUUCCUGAUGGAGACGGGGGGAGGGAGCCUUCCCCUGGAACCCCCAGAGAUGAAUCAGAAGAUUGAGAAAGUAAAAGCUAAUCAAGCAGAGCAGUGGGCCAAAGUCGUCAGGCAGGUGUCAGAGGAGUCGGCUGAAGCCUGGGUAGAUGAGUUCGCCACAUCAGGACCUGAUUUUCAACAAGCCAAAGCUGCAGUGGAGAGUGAUGUGGAUUUCUGGGAGAAGCUGCAGCAGGAGUGGGAGGAGAUGGCAAAGAGAGAUGCAGAGAGCCAUCCCUGGCUGUCUGACUUCGAUCAGCUACUCAGCACUUCUUACGACAAGGGCUAUCAGUUUGAAGAAGACAACCCCUACUUAUCCCACCCGGACCCUUUGUCGGAGGGAUUGAAGCGGAUGGAGGCAGGGGAUAUCCCUGGUGCCGUUCGGUUUUUUGAAAGUGCUGUACAGAAGGAACCAGACAACCAGCUGGCUUGGCAAUAUCUGGGAACCUGUCAGGCAGAGAAUGAGCAAGAAUUUGCUGCCAUCAGCGCCCUCCGCAGGUGUAUAGAGCUGAAGAACGACAACCUGACUGCCCUCAUGGCGCUGGCUGUCAGUUUCACCAAUGAGUCGCUGCACAGGCAAGCCUGUGAGACUCUUCGUGACUGGCUAAAGCACAAUCCAAAGUACUGCUCUGUGUGGGAGCAGAGUGAGCGCGAACGCCAGAAGGAUGGCCUCAAAGAAAGAGAGAAGGAGAGGGAGAGGUUCGGGUCACUACUGCCAGAGUCCUUGUUUACUGACGUCCAGUCCAUGUUCCUGCGAGCAGCCAACCUUGACCCUACCCAAGUGGACCCUCAGCUUCAGUGCGGUCUCGGCGUCCUCUUCAACCUCAGUGGCGAGUAUGACAAGGCGGUGGACUGUUUCAGCGCUGCUCUCUCUGUUACUCCACAGGACUAUCUGCUAUGGAAUAAGCUGGGCGCCACACUAGCCAAUGGAAGCCGUUCAGAGGAGGCAGUGGCCGCCUACAGGAGAGCUCUGGAACUACAGCCUGGUUUCGUCCGCAGUCGCUAUAACUUGGGAAUCAGCUGUGUAAACUUAGGGGCACAUAGAGAGGCAGUGGAGCAUUUCCUUGAAGCUUUAUCUCUCCAGCGCCAGGCUGCAGAGGAUGGAGCAAGAGCCCCAAGAGGGCCCGGAAGAGCUGCAGCCACUAUGAUGUCCGACAAUAUCUGGUCCACCCUGCGCAUGGCUCUCAGCAUGAUGGGAGAGAGCUCUCUGUAUGCUGCGGCGGACCGGCGAGACUUGGACACCUUGAUGGCUCAUUUCUGCCAGAGAGAGGUGGAUGGUGGGACUGAAUGAGGACGUGCCAGGGGAGGGUUUAUUGAGUGUGAAUGUUUUUUGCUGGGAGGUGAAUGUCUGGGUGACUGAAUGAAGCUGACUGAAUGGAGGGAGGAACUGCACAUGGUACAAGCUAAUGGUUAAAAGGAAAUGAACGAGGAAGACACUGUGACGAAGUGCUCAUCAUCAUGUGGAUGCGUUUAAAAGUAUUGCAGUAUCAAGCUUCACCUGUAGAGAAGCAGUUGGGAGUAAUCCAGUCAUGAACUGUUUCACACAUUCAGCAGUCACUGGAUUUCCUCCUUUGUUGAUCAAGAGAACCAGGCUGAAUGAUUUUUAACUUGAAGAUUUUUCUCAAAGAAGAAGGUAAACAAGUAUAAGUGUGAUUCAAUUCCUAAUGUGUUCACUGUCCAGCAUCAUGUUGUAUCAGUUUGUGUAAUGACACUCAGUGCUCUCCCAGGCUACAAGUCAUCUGAGUUUAUCUGAUAUUACUGUGUUGGUGUUGUUCCUACAGUCUCUUAUUAAUUUAGCUUCAGGACCAUCAUUGCAACUGGACAAUCACAUUGUUGUAUUACCUUAGCAACUUGGGAAGCAGUAGUACAUGAGUCUGUGUGGGUAGGGACAAUGCUAUGGUUCACGAGUGGGUGAAACAUAAGAUUUUCACCCAGCAGACUGAAGUUUGUGGUCUGCAUACAGUGUGUAGUACUGUUUAAUUCUCAAAGAGCUUUUUACACUACAAACCCUGUUCACCCAUUCACAUGCCUUUUUAAAUGCUCAUCAUAUGAAGGACUGGAUGUGCGGAGGCCCAAUCAGACCUUCUGAUUUGUAGACAACCUGCUCUACCUCCAGAUCUGUAGUUAUUCCUGGUCGCAACAGUGUGAUUGAUCAGUGAUAGCCCUGAUGGAGGAACAACACAACAGUAAUCAGAUGUGUGUAUUAUCUGCGGUUAUGUAGACUAAAGGUACAAGAUCUCUGACAUUAAAGAGUGCUGCUUAUUAUCCAGGGUGCUCAGAAGACAGAAGGGUUACAGGUUAUGCCAUUUCAGAGUAGAAACACAAGUCAUAAGUGCUAUCGCUCUUUUUGUUAUACUUUAUUUAAUUUUUUAGUAAUCGUUAUCAUGCCAGAAUAAUGAACUGAUAACCAGCGGGACUGUUAUGAGUGUGUCUGAGACUGCGUGGGUCUGGUGGGGGACUUUAACGAUGUCACUGAGAGUGGCUUUUUCUGGGCUUAGUGCUCUUUUUCAUAUUGCUCCUGUAAAACUACUUGCUUCAUUGUAAAAUAAUGCUCUCUGCCAUGCUCUGUAUUGUAAAAUAGUUGAUGCACUAUAAUUGUUUUCAGGCUACUUAUAUCCUGACAACAAUGUUUAAUAUAAUAUUCAGCAAUAAAAGCUUUGAUUCCAGA